CGAAGCAAGCCUUGAGGGAGAGGGAAGGGGUUGCAUUGCAGACAGCUUUGCGGCGGUACAAUGGCUGCCCGCUGCGGCUUCUUCCCAUUGGCAAGGCUGCUCCUCCUGGUGGUUCUUCUUGGCGCCGUCCUUCACGGCGGUGGUGCGGUGGCCAGGCCGCUGCUGGGCAUCGCCGAGCCGCCGGCCUCGCCGGGCGCCGCGGCGGCGGGACCGGCGGGAGACGCUGCGCAGGCCGGGGCAGGCGGCGGGCCCGACCGUUCCGAGGCCGGCGGGGAGGUGAUCCUCGCCGGGUUCGCGGCCGCGUUGAUCGUCGUUAUCGUCUGCUACAUCAGGGUCACCAGGGAGAACCGCAGCAGUGGAGUCGGAGAGAAGCAGGGAAGAUUAGGAGGGUUCUAAUGGACAGAUGAACAUCUUAACUCGAUCGCCAAAAAAAAGAUGGAUAGAUGUAGUAGUAGUAGUAGCAGAAUUCAGAGAGACCUGUAAUUUGUAAAGAAGAGGGAUGAGAGGGUUGUUAUAGUUUAGUUUAGCAGUUGCUUCAGGUUUGUCAGUUCACUGAUCUCUGGUGUGUGGAUGUGUGUGUGUGUGCCCUGUACUGUACAUACCUGUUGAGACGUGGUGAGAUGUAGGAAGAGGAAGAUCAGAGGAAGCAUCACGUUUGGUGAAUUCUUUGAAGUUAAUUGCCUGCCAUUAUUUCUGGGAGAAAUCCGCAACAAAAUUUGAUUUGCUC
Molecule: messenger RNA, 727 nt
Organism: Panicum hallii
Lineage: Eukaryota; Viridiplantae; Streptophyta; Magnoliopsida; Poales; Poaceae
Exons: 1
Coding region: 61-396 (111 amino acids)
Source: RefSeq, a predicted model, not a curated record